Molecule: messenger RNA, 1786 nt
Organism: Marasmius oreades (fairy-ring Marasmius)
Lineage: Eukaryota; Fungi; Basidiomycota; Agaricomycetes; Agaricales; Marasmiaceae
Exons: 7
Coding region: 137-1786 (549 amino acids)
Biological process (GO): retrograde vesicle-mediated transport, Golgi to endoplasmic reticulum; endoplasmic reticulum to Golgi vesicle-mediated transport
Cellular component (GO): endoplasmic reticulum; COPII-coated ER to Golgi transport vesicle; Golgi membrane
Source: RefSeq, a predicted model, not a curated record
GAACUCUAUCCACCUGCAACUCUUUUAUCCUUCUACCCUCGACCAAGGAGACCUCUGCAAAGCAAGUCUGUCUUUCUAGUUUCUUUUACCUUCAUUUUUCCUCUUUAUUUCCGGUCCAGCCCAAAUCGGUACCAAAAUGUCCGUCGCAGAUGACGACAGCUUACUCGAAAAGCUGGACACAAUCGUUCCUGCCCCCCUAGCUGAAUUCGAUGCCUUUCCGAAAUUCCCUACGACCUACAAGUCGCGCUCAGAGUCUCGUGGAUUUUUGACUGUACUUGUUGGAUUCCUGGCGUUCUUGCUUAUGCUCAACGACAUUGGGGAGUAUAUUUACGGUUGGCCGGAUUAUGAGUUUAGUGUGGAUAAGGAUCUCGGGAGUUCUAUAUUCAUCAACAUGGAUAUUCUAGUUGCUAUGCCUUGUGGAGCUAUCAGCGUGGACUUGAGGGAUGCACUAGGAGACAGGUUGAUGUUGAGUUCGAAUUGGAGGGGCAGAGGGGAGAAAGGUUUUAUGACUUUAAAGCGUGAUGGGGUCAAAUUCGACGUUGGAAGAGCUACCGCGAUGCACGAACACGCGAAAAUGUUAUCCGCUGGAGAAGCCAUUAAGCAAUCCCGCAAGUCGCGUGGGUUGUUCGAUGUUUUCCAAAGUCAUAAAUCCAAAGCACCCGAAAUCAGACCGGCCAUUCAGUACGAGGCUGAUGGAAGUGCAUGCAGAGUUUAUGGACAUAUGGAAGUCAAGAAGGUUACUGCCAACCUUCACAUCACAACACUAGGACAUGGAUAUGCGACCCACGAGCACACUGACCACUCAAAGAUGAACCUUUCACAUGUCAUCAACGAGCUCUCCUUUGGACCUUACUUCCCCGAUAUCACCCAGCCUCUAGACUACUCAUAUGAAGUAACCAAUGACCCAUUUGUUGCAUACCAAUAUUUCCUCCAUGUUGUGCCUACAACCUACAUCGCUCCAAGACGCGCUCCUUUGAAGACCAACCAAUACAGUGUCACGCACUACACUAGGGUGUUAGAACACGGCAAAGGGACGCCUGGAAUAUUCUUCAAAUUCGAUUUGGACCCAAUGGCCUUGACGAUUCACCAACGGACAACUACCCUUCUUCAGUUGUUGAUCAGAUGUAUUGGUGUGGUAGGCGGAGUCUUCGUUUGCAUGGGCUACGCCAUCCGCAUAACCACCCGCGCAGUCGAAGUCGUCACCGGUCCCGACGAAUCCGACUCCAUCGCCGUAGCCGCCUCUGGUGCAUCCACCAAACCCGGUCUCCGUUCCAAAUGGGCAGGAGGACACCUCCGCAGUCGCAGUAAAAUCAUUCGCCAAGGCACUGGUUGGACUGUCGACAACUCCCCCGGUUCCCCUGCCAUGUCUACCUACAGUGGAUACAGCAGCUACGCCGGUUCUCCGAUGCCCAACCAAGGAGCAUUCAGUCCUUACCCAAAUCAAUCGACGUUCAGCCCUGUACAAUCCCCAUUUGUUAGUUCUCCUGCUUAUAACGCGCAACUGCCACCUUCAAAUCCUGCUUCGCCUGCUCCGGGUAGUACGUUUAUGUCUCCGCCUCCUCCCCCGAGUGCGAGUGCGAGAGGUGGGUCACCGUCGUUGGCCCCACCACCUUCUAGUGGAUUGCAAAGUCAUUUUGGGCCUCCCCCGCCUGUGCCGGGUACACCGUCGUCGUUUGGGCAGUUCCCGCCAACGCCUAAUCCUGUGAAUGGAGAGAGUGGGUUCCCAAAUGGACCUUCUCCUCCACCGAAGAGGAUUCCUUCGGGUGGGCCGAAGAAGGAGGAUUAA